Messenger RNA from Fusarium tjaetaba, 609 nucleotides. Its product is annotated as translocation. The transcript has a single exon. The coding region runs from base 1 to 609 and encodes 202 amino acids. Gene Ontology annotation, molecular function: protein binding. The record is from RefSeq and is a predicted model, not a curated record. Lineage: Eukaryota; Fungi; Ascomycota; Sordariomycetes; Hypocreales; Nectriaceae.
AUGUCGGACCUCACACAUUUCGACCUCCUCCCCCUCCAGAUGGACCCUCAAUCCAAGGCCAUCAGCUCUCAACAACCAUCACGCACACUCAACGCUGAACUCGAAGCCCUCAACACCCUCCACCGCUCUCUCCUCAACGUCGAUUCACCCACAGGCGCACCCCCUCCCCCCGUGCCCGUCAACCCCAAGCGCACCGCCCAAGUGACCAAGCUUCGCGACUCGGGCAACAACGAGUACCGCAAGGGCAAGUACCCCGAGGCGAUCAAGUACUACACCCUCGGCUUCCAGAUGGCCAUGCAGCGACCCAUGUGGGAGCCCUCGCAGCUGGUGCGAGAGGAGAUCAGCAGCAUUCUGGCGAACCGAGCGCAGGCGCACAUGGCGAUGCAGAACUGGGCCGAGGGCGCUGUGGAUGCUCAUGCGAGUGUUGAGGCGCGCUGGGUAGGAAAUGCAAAGGCUUGGUGGAGAAGGGGAAGGUGUUUGGCUGAGAUGGGAAGACUGGAGGAGGCGAGGGAUUGGGUCAGGAGAGGACUUGAGGUUGAGGGUGAAGAAGGAGAGUUGGUGCAGUUGUUGAAGGAUCUUGAAGAGAGGAUUGAGAAGCAGGAAGCAUGA